This is a messenger RNA of Leptopilina heterotoma, 306 nucleotides long. RefSeq lists its product as uncharacterized. NCBI's taxonomy places the organism in Eukaryota, Metazoa, Arthropoda, Insecta, Hymenoptera, Figitidae. The transcript has a single exon. Bases 1 to 306 code for a protein of 101 amino acids. The record is from RefSeq and is a predicted model, not a curated record.
AUGGGUACUGAAUCAAAAAUAGCAAAAUUCUACGUAAUACAAGAUGAAACAAAAAAUUUAUUAAGCAAGGAAACCGCUGUAUCAUUGGGAGUUUUAAAAAUAGGACUAAGCAUAAACACAAUUUGUGACGGUAUAUUCCCUAAAUUCAAAGAUGUUAAAAUAAAUAUUCCCAUUGAUGAAUCAGUUACACCAGUCUGUCAGCCAUAUCGCAGAGUACCAAUACCUUUGGAAACAAAAAUCAAAGGAAAAUUAAACGAAUUAAUUAAAGCGAAUAUCAUUGAACCAGUAAAACGACCUGCCAAAUGA